Molecule: messenger RNA, 1083 nt
Organism: Fusarium poae
Lineage: Eukaryota; Fungi; Ascomycota; Sordariomycetes; Hypocreales; Nectriaceae
Exons: 2
Coding region: 1-1083 (360 amino acids)
Source: RefSeq, a predicted model, not a curated record
AUGGACCCAUCUCAGAACGCCGGCAACAAGCCAAAGGGCUCUUCCAAGUGGGUUCCUCCUCGAAUCACUCGCUCAACUCCAGUCUAUACCGAAGAUGAAGACUUGGCCCCUGCUCCAGCAGCUCAGCCUUCUGGUCCAGUUCAGUCCCCGAGCCCAUCUCAGCAGGCCAGCGAUGACUACACCGGCUCUUCCAAUCAGGACCCAGCUACAGAACUUGCCGCAGCUCUUGCCGAAGCUUUUGGCCCAUCUUACCCUUCGGACCCAUUUCAGCAAGCCAGUAAUAACUAUACAGGCUCUUUCAAUCCAAUCCUAGGUAUAGACUAUACCGCAGCUGUUGCCGAAGCUUUUGGCCCAUCUUACCCUCAGAACCCAUUUCAGCAAGCCAGCAAUAACUACACCAGCUCUUUCAAUCCAAUCCUAGGUAUAGACUAUACCGCAGCUGUUGCCGAAGCUUUUGGCCCAUCUUACCCUCAGAACCCAUUUCAGCAAGCCAGCAAUAACCAAACAGGCUCUUCCAAUCAGGUCCCAGCUCCAGGAUAUACCCAAGCUCCGGCAGCUCAGCAUCCUAGCCCAUCUUACCCUAAGACCCCAAUUGAGCAAGCCCUGGCUGGCCAUACAGGCUCUUCCAAUCAGGUCCCAGCUCCUGGCUUUGCCGCAGCUCCUGGCCCAUGUUAUUCCCCGAAACCAUCUGAGCAAGCCGACGAAAGUAUCCGGGACCUCCAUGCAGGUGAUCCAAGAACGACAUAUUUCAUCAGAGGACUGCAAAGACAAAUCGCAGACAUUUCCAAGCAGCUCCGCCAACAUCUGGCACGCUGUCCACGUGGCAAUGUUGAUGAAUUGGCCCGUGAGCGCAAAGUAAUACUACAGCGCAUGCGCCGUGCACAUAUGAAAUUGGACAGACCUACUCCUGAGUCAGCGCUUCCAAGAGCUAAACGAGCGAAAUUAGUAUCAAGCAAUAUGGAUGAUAGCACACUCGUUACAACAUUUGAAAACAGGAUUAAGCUAGAGCAGACAAUUCGCAAGAUACAUGAAAUGGUUGGGGAUCUGAAAAGCACCCUGGACCAGAGUGUGAAUGAGCCUUGA